CACAAGUGGGGAAUCCCGGAAUGCUCUCACUAGAAAGUGAUUUUAUUUUUCUGCUGAGUAUCUGGGAAUUCUAAACAUUGAAAAAGAUUUGUCACAAAAGAUAACUUGAAUCAUGACGAGGUGAUAGAACUGUUGGUGAAGUUGCCCUGGUGAUGUUUCAUGUGAAGGUGUUUUGAAGGGACGAGAUAGAAGUAUGGGAAUUCCAGGCCUCACCACCUUUAUUGACAAUAAUCUUCAGUUGUUGGAAAAGUUUGAGCUUCAUGAUUGCAAACUGAUCAUUGAUGGAAAUAACCUUUACCAUCUCCUGUUCUAUGACCACAGAAUUGACUAUAUGCAUGGAGGAGACUACGAUAAAUUUGCAAGUCAUAUUCGAAGAUUUUUUCUCAUGCUGAAAGAAUGCAAAAUCCAGCCUUAUGUAAUCUUUGAUGGAGGAUACGACAUUGAUGAGAAAAAACUGAAAACAGCUUUAGAGAGGUCACGGCAGCGAUGUCAUCUUGCAGGGUUUAUUUCACAUGGAGGAAAAGGCAAGGUGAUGCCAAUCUUGGCCUAUGAGACAUUUCGUCGUACGCUUCUUGACCUUGGAGUUCCACAUUGUGUUUGUGACUUUGAAGCAGAUGAUCAAAUUGCUGUCCUUGCUAAUGAAUUCAAUGCUCCUGUUUUGAGCUAUGACAGCGAUUUUUAUGUGUUUGAUCUAAAAGCAGGAUACAUUCCUUUUGAUGGCGUGAAUUUUGUCGCAGCAGAAUCAGAGAACAAACAAUAUAAGUAUUUGCCUUGUUGUAUCUACUUUUCACAAAACCUUGUGAAACAUUUUCCUGACCUUGGGAAAUCUGUUUUGCCAUUCAUCGCAACAAUGUUAGGAAACGAUUUUGUGGAGCAUUGGGUGUUUGAAGAUUUCUAUCAAAGAAUGACAUCACCAAAGAAAGGUAACUCUAAUUUUGAUAUCCCAGUUGCUCAUACAAAGAUGAGAUCAUUAUUUCACUGGCUGGAAAGGGUGGAAACUAUUGAAAAUGCCAUAGAAAAAGUUUUGUCUUGUUUUCAAGAUGAAAGGCGUUUGAAAGUUGAACACAUAAUGAGAAUAUCUCUCAAAGCAUAUUCAAUCACUAAACAAUAUUCUAGAGUGAACUUGAGGUUGUUGCUGGAAGGAUCGUCAAAGGAGAUUGAAGAGCAAUGUCAAAGGUGUCCGUCUAACCUACCAGUUUGGUUUCGAUGUUCAUUCUGGAAAGGAGAGAUAGCACAAUUCUGCCAAAAUGUUGUGAUGUUACAGCGUGUGAUUCUCAAUUGUCAAGUUGAAGACAUGAAAGCUCCUUCUGCUACUAUUUGUUGUCUAAACAUUCGAAAAGUGAUUUACAGAAUAUUGACCUCUAGAGAUGAGCAAGGUCAAGAAACUACAUCUGAUGCAGCUGCUCUGGAUUCAGCGAUACCAGAUUGUGUUACAGAGUAUGCAAGAAAUAUGAAAAACAUUCGAAAAUUUAAGGUGGAACCAGCAUUGGAAUUACCCAUGUUUGGUGCAAUACCAAGCCUGGCAGAUGUACCUGCAAUGGGGAUGGAUGAAAGAAGGUCAUUAUUUCUUGCUGCACUUGAUCUUUCUGGUUCAAGAAUUUUUGAAUUUCCACAAGAGCUGCAAUUAACAAUGGCUGUGCUGAUUUAUUGGAUCAGAGAGUCUGAUCCUAGCGUGAUUGUAAAUCAGGUCAGAGCUAUGGUCACAUGUAUCAUUACCAUGGAAACAUUGAGGAUCCAAGGGCAGACAACUCUCACAGAUCCUGGAUCAGAGGCAAGUGAAUUAGAAAAACUUAUCAACAGAUCUUCACCAGGGCAAGUUGAAAAAUUUCUUCAAAAUUUACGGAAAUAUUUUAACAAAGUGGAACACUCAAAGAAGCAUCCAGUCGAUGUGAGGAUUAUUCAUGGUUUCUCACAGUUUCAGACCUGCUUUCUGUACUCAAUGAUUCUGAACCAAGUUCUCCAGAAGCCUUUCCAAAGUCCAAACCCUGCUUCCAUAUUCAAUGGAUCGUUUUUGUACAAUUUCACCAAAAAUCUUGAGAGUAGACCAAAUAUCAACCUGUAUAUCCCAGAAAUGUUUGUGAAACAUUCCCCCCUGUUGGAUUUAUAUAAUCGUCUGUACCAGGCAGUAACAGAUGAAGUUAGGGAGUCACAUUUCCGCUGUUCUUCUGCAAAGCCAGUGAAAAGACGGAAAAAAGAUCGAAAGAAGACAGUACAUAAGAUGGAUGACACAACAGAUGACCUUGUCAUGGAUGACGAUAGUGAAAUGAUGGAAGUGGAGCUUGCCUGUGAUGUAUCUAAUCGUUUCAAUGCAAUCCGUCUUCUAGAGAGUUAAUAUGCGCUUUGGUAGUGUUCAGUUAAAUAUGUACUUGUUUAUAUUACUGUGUCUGAGGCAAAAACAAACACAAAAAAGAAUAUUGACAGAACAUUGUAAACAUAUUUUUUAUGAUAAUCUUAUUUUUGCAUGCUGAAAGGCUAAAACUGCACAUUUGCAUUAUGCCUUGAUGAUGAUGUGUUGUCAAUUGAUGAUAAUGAUGUUGCAUUAUCUACUGACGAGAGUGAUAUAUAAUGAAAUGAUGAUGAUGAUGUAUCAGUUGAUGAUAGUGAUAUGGAUUGAUUGAUUGAUUGAUUGAUUUGACGGUGAUGAUGAUGAAGUUAUUGUAGGAUUUAAUAUCUAAUGGAAAAGAACCUUUUUUAUCGAAAAUUUAAGAUAUUCUAACCAGACAACUUAGAAUUUUGCAAGACAUUUCAGAGGGUUUGACACAGUUUGAUACACACUUGUUUGCCCUUCAAUAUCCAUUGAAACCAGCUUUUGUGGAAUGAAGAAAUUCUUUUUUUCGGUAAUUAAAUUAAACAGAUCUAAAAUUCAAAAUAAAAAAGGGAAGGAAAAACAAAGUUUUCAUGAAAAUACUUACCUUUGUGUUAGUAGCAAACCUUCAAGGAGUUCUUUGUUUUUAGUCUGUCACCAUAUUUGUUGAAUUGACUCAUGGUGUCUUUUUCAUCUUGUUUGUAUGCAUCUUUCUCCUGAACCAUGUGUUAAUCUUUUGUGUAUAAAUUCAAUCAGGAAAUUUAUAUUUUAAAUAUUAAUUCAGUUUUCAGCUUUUUAAGCAAUCGCUUUUUUUUCCAGCAUCGUCUGUUGUGCAUUGUGCAUCGUAAACAGUUUAAAUUUUUGACUUCUCCUCAAUAACAAAAUAACUUCAGGUUUUAAUAUUGAGCCAGUAGCAUGCUAAGAUAAGGAUACCAAGUCUGUUAAAACAAUUGACUUUUACAUAUUUUCAAGGUCAGAGGGGCCAAAUGUAUUAAGAAUCUUUCAACAACAUCUUUUCAAUAACCAAAUGGUCCUGGGUCAUGAUAUUGGACCAUCAUGUUUGUUCAAAUGAGUGACCUUGACCUUCAUUCAACAUCACAGUGGUCAAAUAUGCUAAACUACAAUAACAGAUAGUGUUAUCUUUUCAUUUAAUUGAAAAGUUAGCCUUUAGACUUGGAAACAAUAAAUACUUUUGAAGUAUGCAUAUAUCAUUUCUGUUCUGUCUGAUAGGACUAAUGGGCAGGUUCUAAGACCGUGUGAUGACCUGAAGACCUCAAGUGACAGUUAAGGUCCAUGGGACUUUUGUUAUAAUUAGUCUGUACUUAAAUGUUAGAAGAGAGGAAACAAGAUUUUAUCAAUAAAAAAUUAUCUCUAGAAAGUAGGUAAUAGAAUUUUAUAUGAUCUUUGCUAUAAUUGAUAACAAUAAUAAUAUCUUGUCAUGUUAAUGGAUUGUUAUAUCAAGCAUUAGAAAUAACUCACAGCUUAUUUAUCUACAGUUCUGCAUUGAGGUGGGGAAUGUUGGAGUUUUAGUCGAAACCAUUCCUAUAGCCUUUUAAAGAUAAAAUUGAAAAGAACACCACUUAUUUACAGAAAAUGCAAAAGGCCCUAAGAUUAGCAUACUCGAUGGAGUAGUCUGACUAUCAGCCCCUAUGUUUUGGAACCGUCAGUGGUGACACAUAGUAAUUAUCAGUUUUGAUAUCUGUAGUAACUAUCAGUGAUGUCAUUAUUGGGUAGUAACUAUCAGUUGUGACACUAUUGUGUAGUAACCAUCAGUGGUGACACUAUUGUGUAGU
Ylistrum balloti is the source of this 4098-nucleotide messenger RNA. RefSeq names its product protein asteroid homolog 1-like. NCBI's taxonomy places the organism in Eukaryota, Metazoa, Mollusca, Bivalvia, Pectinida, Pectinidae. Bases 194 to 2332 code for a protein of 712 amino acids. The record is from RefSeq and is a predicted model, not a curated record. The transcript is spliced from 2 exons. Gene Ontology annotation, molecular function: nuclease activity.